AAUUUAUUGUAAACUUUAAAAAAAGCCACAUCAAUGAAGCUCGCCCACGUUCUUCUCAUUGUUGUUAAAAUCGUCCUCUCGUUCGCAAGCUAUCAAAAUAUUGAAGCGCAUCAAAAAGCUGGGGGAGAUAUUUGGAUUCCAUCAGUUUUAAAUUCAAGUAAAAGCAUCAAAGCAAUGGUUGUCCCCCCGGCAAAACGUAGGAAAGCCUCGGUGGAGUCCUCCAAUUAUCUAACCGCCGAGAGAGACGGAGAGAGAGAGAGAUGGAGGGGAGAGCGAGGAGGGUUUCCCUGCCGUUCGUGGGGAUGAUAAUGGUGGUUCUGGUUCAAGCAAGCAACAUGGUGGUGACGAAGAUGGCCAUGUCCGAUGGGCUCAACAAGUACACCCUGGUCUUUUACUGUAACGCCCUCUCCUCUCUCAUCCUCCUUCCUUUUCCGUUCAUCAUAUCUUGCAGGUCAGGGUCGUGUCCUCCUCUCACUUUCUCCGUGCUUCGCAAGAUCUUCUUGCUCGCUCUGGUUGGAUUCGGAACACAGAUAUGCGGAUAUGCGGGCAUCGAUUACAGCUCCCCUGUGCUGGGCACGGCCAUGAUGAACCUCGUCCCGGCUUUCACUUUCAUUCUCGCCAUUAUUUCAAGGAUGGAGAAAGUGAAUUGGAAAAGCUCAAGCAGCCAAGCUAGGCUUAUGGGAACCAUUGCAUCAAUUCUUGGUGCAUUAGUAAUCACUCUCUACAAGGGUCCGGCGAUUCUCCGCUCACCUUUGCCUCCUUCUUUUGUCCAUCCUCGUCGCCUUCUCUUGCUUCCCUCCCAACAAUUGAAUUGGGUUCUUGGUGGGUUUCUCCUUGCCGCCGAAGCUUUCUUUUUAUCAUUGUGGUACAUUGUACAGGCAUUUAUCCUCAAAGAUUACCCUGUGGUGAUGAACAUAAUGUUCUAUCUAACGUUCUUUGCGACUAUCCUUUCUGGGCUAUUGUCCUUUAUUAUGGUGAGAGAGCUGCAAUCGUGGAUUCUAAAAGUCGAUGCGGGUUUGAUCGCUAUUUUAUACUCGGCUGUUGCCGGUGUCUUUAGAGUCACAUUGUGUACAUGGUGCCUGAAGAAAACUGGACCUAUCUUUGUUUCCAUGUUCAAGCCCUUGGGAAUUGUAUUUGCUGUGGGAUUGGGGUUCAUAUUUCUAGGGGAAAAGCUACACCUUGGAAGCUUGAUUGGAGCAAUAGUGAUUGCGAUGGGAUUCUACGCGUUAAUGUGGGGAAAGUCUAAAGAGGAAGAGAAGACAAUCGAGGGCAGUGGUACGGUUGAUGGGAGCUUGGCAUCCUCCAGCCAUAAGAUUCCAUUGCUCCAAAACAAAGCUUCAAAGUCGUCAUCUUUGGAGGCUCCUCUCCGCCCAACACUCUCCACCGCUAUCGAGCAUCAUCCCCUUCUCUCUCGCGCGCAAGCUGACCUUCGACCUAAGGUCGAAGAUGGUCUCGACUUCCAUGAUAGCCCAAAGUUAGGUCUACUCAACAUCGAUUUGGGCAUGGAGCUUGAGCUUGAGCUUAGAACUGAGUAG
Molecule: messenger RNA, 1535 nt
Organism: Syzygium oleosum
Lineage: Eukaryota; Viridiplantae; Streptophyta; Magnoliopsida; Myrtales; Myrtaceae
Product: WAT1-related protein At5g40240-like
Exons: 8
Coding region: 261-1535 (424 amino acids)
Cellular component (GO): plasma membrane
Molecular function (GO): transmembrane transporter activity
Source: RefSeq, a predicted model, not a curated record